This is a messenger RNA of Cuscuta campestris, 1605 nucleotides long. The record is from the annotation of a GenBank genome assembly. NCBI's taxonomy places the organism in Eukaryota, Viridiplantae, Streptophyta, Magnoliopsida, Solanales, Convolvulaceae.
CUUAAGUCACUAGCUGUUGAUCACAUCAUGGGAGAUAUGGAAGAGGGUGCAAAUGUUCAAAGGCCACCACUGCUACGUGGACAUAACUAUAAUUUUUGGAAAGGCCGAAUGAGAGCUUUUCUUAAAUCUCUGGGAGGUGGUGUAUGGAGAAGCGUGGAGACAGGUUGGACGGAACCACGAAAAUACUCAGAAGAUCUGACCACAUCAACUAUCAAGCCGUUUGAAGAGUACAGCAGAACAGAAGCCAUUGCAGCAGAGUUCAACGACAAAGCCUUGAAUGCAAUUUUCGGAGCAGUUGACUCUACUCAGUACAAACUUAUCUCAAACUGUGACAAUGCCAAGGAAGCUUGGGAUAUUCUCGAAGUUACUCAUGAAGGAGAUGAGGAAGUAAAAACAGCCAAGUAUCAAAUUCUCAUGACACAAUACGAGAAUUUACGCAUGGAUGAUAAAGAGAAAAUAACAGAAUUUUAUGGUAGAGUGAGAGAUAUCACAAAUCAGGCUGCACGUCUAAAUGAAUCCAUUCCUGAAAACAAGCUGGUACUCAAGGUAUUGCGAUCAUUGCCAAAAGAAUAUGACAUGGAUGUCAAAGCAAUCAGAAGGUCUCACAACAUUAAAAAUAUGACUCUUGAUGCACUCAUGGGAAUACUGGAGUCAAUUGAACUUGACAUGAUGGAAGACAUUAAGCGUCGAAAUCCAGAUAAACAAAUUGCUUUCUCCAUCACAGAGGCAGAAGAUGACAGUGAACAUGAUCUGUCACUAGAUGAAGACUUUCAGGAACAACUGUCACUCUUCACACGCCAGUUCAAAAAACAAUGGAUGCAGAAGAAAGGAAAUCAACGAAUGGAGGGAACAUCAAAGGGACAUUUUCAGAAAGAUACCAAGCCCAGAGAAGUUAAAUAUCCAGACAAUGUUACUUCCGUGAAGAAAAAGGGACCACAAUGCUUUGAGUGCGGUGGAUAUGGGCAUAUUCAGUCUGAAUGCGCAAACAACCUGAAGAAAAAGAGACAGGCAUUUACCGCAACCUGGAGUGAUGAAGAAGUAGAUGAGCUUGGGGAUCACAGUGAGCAAAAUUGUGCUUUCAUUGCAUGUGAAAACUCAGAUUUGGAAGACAGUCUUGCUGAACAACUUGAAGAUCUACAAGAGAAGUGGGCAGAACUGCUGAUGGUGAACAAACGGAAUGUGGCAGACAAAAACAGGUUACUCUCUGAAAUGGAGGCACUUAAGCAGAAGAUUGAAGAAUCAAAGCACAAGAUCACCAAACUGGAAGGAGAAAACUCAAACUUGCGCUAUGAAAUUAAUCAACUGAAGUCCUAUCAGAAGUGGAUUAAGGUGGCAGGAGCUGAGGAAGUACCUCAAAAUCUCAAGAGAUCAAGUUUGUCAAAGCACUUGAGAGAGCACCUCCGGAAUACCAAGGCAAAAGAAGUCUUCUGAAUGGCACUCAUAACGAUCACUACACCUCCUACAGAUGCUACAGAUGUAGAGAAUGGGGACACAUAAAACGUCAGUGCAUCAAGGAAUGGAGUCAGCAGGUCACUUCAAAGAAGAAAUUCAAACAGAUUUGGAUACCCAAACAAUAUGCCAUGGUCGCAAAUACUUGUUAUAGGG